This is a messenger RNA of Ilex paraguariensis (yerba mate), 759 nucleotides long. The record is from the annotation of a GenBank genome assembly. Lineage: Eukaryota; Viridiplantae; Streptophyta; Magnoliopsida; Aquifoliales; Aquifoliaceae.
AUGGAGUCCAAUAAGAGGUUGCCGUCUUAUUAUAGCAUUCUUGGCAUUUGUACGGACUCUUCUGGUGAAGAUAUUCGCCGUGCCUACAGAAAACUCGCUAUGCAAUGGCAUCCUGACAAAUGGACAAGAACCCCUUCACUGCUAGGUGAAGCCAAGCUUAAAUUCCAGCAAAUACAAGAAGCUUAUUCAGUGUUAUCAGAUCAUAAGAAGAGAACAAUGUAUGACGCAGGCUUGAAUGAGCCUGAUGAAGAAGAGGACGAGGGCUUUGCUGAUUUGUUUCCAGAGAUGAUGUCUCUUAUUGCUGAAGCCAGGAGAGAGGGCUUUGCUGAUUUGUUUCCAGAGAUGAUGUCUCUUAUUGCUGAAGCCAGGAGAGAGGAUAAGAGCUACAGCAUGAAGGAGCUGCAAACUAUGUUUUGGGAGAUGGCCAAAGGUUUUGAGUUUCCUGACUGGUCUAAUUUUCAUCAACAGCCUGUAUAUGACUCUCCUCCGUGGUUUUGCACAUCAGUGAGACUUGAUGACUCCAGAACCUCAAAGAGAGCACGAUGGGAUACACAUACAGUGGCGGAGAGAAGUUCCCAAUUCCACAUGACUGGCCAUGAGAGGAAGAAGAGGGUAAUGCCGUGUUGGAUUGUUCAUGCAAGCAAAGCCCUCUGUCGUGGGUGUGGCUUGGCCAAGAGGACUUUAUUACAUACAUUUAGCAGUGUUUCUCUGGGAAAUGCAAAUUUAGGAGACUUGGAUAUCAAGAGUUUUGAGUCCUAG